UUUUUAGAAAACAGUUGCUAUUACUCCUAACAUUUCUUUCUGAAAAUGACUGUUAAGCAGAAUCAAUUUGUCUUUUCAAAGUAAAACAAAAUAAUUUCUCAAAACUCAAAAUUCUAGUGGGAAAGUUUUGUGCGUUGAUAUGUGAGCAGAAUCGGAAGACCGGGCGGGGAUAAGUGGGCGGCUUUUUCCUAUCUUUUUUCUUUCUUUCUUCUUCCAAGUUCUUGCUACCGAGGUUAAAAAUAACCCCUCUUCUUUCUGGCAUUCGACGUUAAGUCUGGAGAAAAGACUUGUCCCGAAGAAACGUUAGCAACCAACCACACAUUUUACAAAUUCAGUUUCAAGACGGAAAGACAACUGUUCCCAGCGGCUGUAGUCUCGUCGUCUCUUGCUUCCGCUUCCGCCUCUUUUCCCCUGUUUAUUGUUGAUUUUUGUUUUUCUGUGCAAAAGUGCUUACUUCUCCACCCAUGAAAACUUACUGAGCCACAGCCAUGGAUGACUCUACAGAGUCAGAUGUGCUCUACGAGGCCUGCUCGAUCCUGAUGCGACUAUCGGCCCGUUCUAUUAAAGGAAUACGAGCCGAUAUCGAUCAAAUUGAAUUGCCAAACUUGUCAAUCGAAUUGCAAAAUUUGGUGGACGAACCGCUCGUGUAUGGAGCCGACCGGAACGGCAGCAGCAACAGUUUCAACUUCAUACCCUUGAUAUUGGGUCUCUUCGCCCUUGGUUUGAUUGGGGCGGCUGCACGUAACGAACGCAUUCAAGGCUGGACUCUGUUGCUGUCAAGAAUUUUACGAAAGCUAGUUCGAAAAGUGAAAACGUAUGUCACCAGGAUGAUCCUCACCCUUGGACCCGUUCGCAAGGGCGACUUACUUAAUUUACACAUGAAAAGCCCCGGCUCUACGUGGGAUCUUCGGUCGACUUCGCAGCAAUCGGCUUGUUUUGCGCUACAAGGCAGACGGCCCAAAAUGGAGGAUCGAUUCACUCUGGUCGAAAAGCUGGGAAACACGCCGCUCAAUCUCUUCGCUAUUUAUGACGGUCACGGAGGCGAAUUUGCAGCCGAUUUUGCUCAGCGUUGGAUCGUGAAUUGGCUGGAGAAACGAUCGGGGAAUUACAAGACUAAAUCGUCGUUGUACCAACAGCAACCGAGCAGCCCUACUUCCAACACUCAUCAGGAUGUUAGAAUAGAGGAACCAAACGCCUCUGACAAUGCGUCCGAGACAGCUUCAUCGGAUAAAAAUGGAACGACAGAAAAAGUAGUCCGCAAAAACAGCCUGACCAGCCAACUACAGGAGACGGGCCCCACAUCCGAAAUGACUAAAACCCCGUCCAUGAAGAAAAGGCAGCAGUCACAACAAGAAGGUCAAGGGGAAUCGCCUAGCGGUGGUAGCAUGCUGAGGCGCGGAAGUAGUGGGAGGGAAGCUAUUAGAAGCCUGGAAUUAAGACGAAAAAGCAGCGCACACAACACUCGAGUCAAUCUCUCGACCACUUCAAAACGUCCAUCACUCGUUCCAAGUGGAGAAUUUGACCUGUCGAAUGAACUUACGACGGCUAUUAUGGAAUCGGAUAAGGCCCUGCUGGUCGAGGCCAAGAAGCGCAAUGACGUGGCAGGUAGCACCGCGUUGGUUGCAAUCUUAGACACGGCCAGGGGACAACUGGCGGUGGCCAACGUAGGAGAUUCACGAGGCAUACUCUGUGACACUAAAGGAACUGUCAUUCCUUUGUCUUUCGAUCACAAGCCUCAACAGUUGAAGGAACGGAAGCGCAUCCAAGAGGCCGGUGGGUUUAUAUCUUUCAACGGUGUGUGGAGAGUAGCCGGAAUUCUAGCAACUUCUCGAGCUCUAGGCGACUUCCCUCUUAAGGAUCGAAAACUCUUGAUUGCGGAGCCAGACGUACUUUCUUUUGAUCUUUACGAUCUCCGACUUCACCAGCCUAGCUUCCUUAUCCUUGCAAGUGACGGUCUGUGGGACGCUUUCAGCAAUGAAGAGGCCGCUUUUUACGUUCGCCAGCGACUACACGAACCGCAUCUUGGCGCCAAGAGUCUAGCUAUGCAAGCUUACCAGCGGGGAUCGGUGGAUAACAUCACUGUUCUGGUAAUCAACCUCAGCAAGCUCUAAAAACAUGAAGAAUCCCGUCCACAUAAAACUCAUGAACAUUAUUCAAAAUUCACCAUUCAUCACUUUCCAUAUAUUGACCUGAUAGACGACACGACAUUUAUGUAUCACCAUUUCAACUCCUUCAAUAAAUUCAACCUAAAAAUA
This is a messenger RNA of Daphnia pulicaria, 2255 nucleotides long. RefSeq names its product probable protein phosphatase 2C 8. Gene Ontology annotation, biological process: protein dephosphorylation. Lineage: Eukaryota; Metazoa; Arthropoda; Branchiopoda; Diplostraca; Daphniidae. Bases 489 to 2111 code for a protein of 540 amino acids. Gene Ontology annotation, molecular function: protein serine/threonine phosphatase activity; cation binding. The record is from RefSeq and is a predicted model, not a curated record. The transcript has 6 exons.